AUGCCAUCAUUGCUUGGACCGAAACAAUUGUCUGGCCAUCGUGUUUACGCUAGCACUCGGGGCUCUAUUGAAAAUCUCCCAUGUGCCGGCCUCGAGAAAGAAAUCCAUAUCGCCGGAGAUUACGACAGCGAGAAGAAAUACCAGACAGGGAAAUUUUUUCCCUAUUUUGAUACAAGCAAGCUGAAUGCAGAAGCAAUCCAGAACAUCAAGGACAGAGCCAUGUCCACUUCAGUGAAGUUCUUCCUCAGCAUCGAAGGCCCUGACUCCAAAUUCCCAUUUGCUGUCACUUCUGCUCAGCAAUCCGCCUGGAUCCAAAAUGCCACUGAAAGUCUCAAGGAAAUCGUCCAGAAUUACGGGUUUGAUGGCAUCGACGUCUAUUACGAACACAUCAACUCUAAUACUGGGCAUCAGUUUGCCGACUCAAUUCAGAAAGUGAUAUGGAGGCUGAAGAACGAUAAAACCAUCUCCAGUGCUUCCGUCACUGUAUCAGCUCCUCUCAGCAAAAACUAUCACGACUUGUACAAGAAAAACGACAAAAAUUUUGACUAUGUGGUGUACCAGUCCCAUACUGAGCUUUCUCCCAUCUCCACUUUUUCAAGAGGUCGGAGCCGUCUUCGACAAACUGCCUUAUCCCAAAGAGAAGAUCUUAGCUGGGCACAGUGA
Molecule: messenger RNA, 663 nt
Organism: Neltuma alba
Lineage: Eukaryota; Viridiplantae; Streptophyta; Magnoliopsida; Fabales; Fabaceae
Product: ruBisCO-associated protein-like
Exons: 1
Coding region: 1-663 (220 amino acids)
Biological process (GO): carbohydrate metabolic process
Source: RefSeq, a predicted model, not a curated record